GCGCCGUGAUUGGACGGCGGCCCCGACCAACCGGCGGGCGCCGACAUGGCGAGGGUUUAAAACGACCCAGAAAGAUUCCCGCACUGUCCGUCGGAGAGGGUCAGCCGCGGGUCCGAGCGCAUGAAGCAGUGACAGCCGGCGGUUUCCGCGGACUUCCGGUCAGGUUUCCCGCUUUUAGGGAGAGAGACACCCAGAAAGGGAAGCAUGUCGACGCACUUCAGGAGCGGACCGGCCUUCGGACUCUCUGCCGAGGUCAAGAGUAAGCUGGCCAGCAAGUAUGACCCACAGAAGGAGGAGGAGCUUCGAAUGUGGAUUGAGGACGUGACCGGUAAACAGAUGGGAGACAACUUCAUGGAGAGCCUAAAGGAUGGAGUCAUUUUGUGCGAACUUAUAAAUGUUCUUCAGCCAGGUUCAGUAAGGAAGGUCAACCACUCCAAUCAGAACUGGCACCAGCUAGAAAACAUUGGGAAUUUUGUCCGCGCGAUCACAGAGUACGGUCUAAAGCCUCACGACAUCUUUGAGGCCAACGAUCUGUUUGAGAACGUCAACCACACCCAGGUCCAGAGCACGCUCAUCGCUCUGGCUGGAAUGGCCAAGUCCAAAGGUUUCCACUCCAAGUAUGAUAUGGGGGUGAAAUACGCUGAGAAGCAACAGCGACGCUUCGCACCCGAGAAGCUCAGGGAGGGACGCAACAUCAUAGGCCUGCAGAUGGGCACCAACCAGUUUGCCAGCCAAAAGGGGAUGACUUCAUACGGGACGCGACGCCAUCUGUUCGAUGCCAAGAUAGGCAUGGACAACCCAAUAGACCAGUCCACCAUCAGCCUGCAGAUGGGCACCAACAAGGGAGCCACCCAGGCGGGGAUGACGGCUCCAGGAACGAGGAGGCACAUCUUUGAUAAGAAGCUGGAGCUGGAGAACUGUGACACCACCACCAUCUCUCUGCAGAUGGGCACCAACAAAGUGGCCUCCCAGCAGGGCAUGACCACGUACGGCCUGCCCCGCCAGGUCUACGACAACAAGUACUGCGCCAACCCCACCGAGGGCUUCUACAACAACGGCAGCGAGGUGGAGUUUGACGGCUACAACCAGUACUCCGACUAAAAAGCAGCAUCAAAGCAAACCUCUAGACGGAUAUUUAAUUCAAACCAACGUCACGAUAAAGUUCAUUCCCUGUUUAA
This is a messenger RNA of Oryzias latipes (Japanese medaka), 1178 nucleotides long. RefSeq names its product calponin 1, basic, smooth muscle, b (gene cnn1b). Gene Ontology annotation, cellular component: actin cytoskeleton. Gene Ontology annotation, molecular function: actin filament binding. The record is from RefSeq and is a predicted model, not a curated record. Lineage: Eukaryota; Metazoa; Chordata; Actinopteri; Beloniformes; Adrianichthyidae. Gene Ontology annotation, biological process: actomyosin structure organization; actin filament organization.